CGGCGUUUGUUUGCUCUAGUGAAGGAGGAUUUCCACGAGAGCAAACGCUCCCUCCGUACGAUAUGUAGAGCUGCCGUCUCUCUCCUUCAGCUUUUUCUUCCUUUGUGUUAAAUCAAUUUGACUCCACUACUACACAGAUUUCUUCUUUUCUUUCUGACCACACUCGUACGAUGCCGCCGAAAGCGCAACCACCCCCUCGCGGUGUUUGGGCCAACGCAAACACCAACAGUUUGCAGUUUUGCACUGACGGUGGCCCCAAUGACACUAUUAACAACGUGGCUAACCAAAUCUUCGACGCUGCCCACCAGGCUCUGACUCGUACGACGCUAGGCGCUGUACUGCCAACUUU
Bipolaris sorokiniana ND90Pr is the source of this 349-nucleotide messenger RNA. RefSeq lists its product as uncharacterized. The transcript has a single exon. The record is from RefSeq and is a predicted model, not a curated record. NCBI's taxonomy places the organism in Eukaryota, Fungi, Ascomycota, Dothideomycetes, Pleosporales, Pleosporaceae. The annotation marks the transcript as partial.